Messenger RNA from Thermothelomyces thermophilus ATCC 42464, 2176 nucleotides. RefSeq lists its product as uncharacterized. The record is from RefSeq and is a predicted model, not a curated record. The transcript has 3 exons. NCBI's taxonomy places the organism in Eukaryota, Fungi, Ascomycota, Sordariomycetes, Sordariales, Chaetomiaceae. Gene Ontology annotation, molecular function: aldehyde dehydrogenase (NAD+) activity. The coding region runs from base 122 to 1939 and encodes 605 amino acids.
CAUCCAACGCCCGUCUUCUCUCACCUGUGUCAGGUCUCCAGGCAGCCAAUCCGAUAGCGCUGCUUAGCUUCUUCGUCUUGGUGCGUUGAAGCUGUUCCCCAAAGCUCGCGGGCGAACGACAAUGGCGAUCGACGCGGUGGGGAGACUGCUCGAGCAGCUCCGCGUCGCGGCACGCGACUUGAGUCUGGAUAACGUUUCCGGAGCUGCAUGGCCGUUCUUCUGGACGGGCUUGGGCGCUCUGACGCUCCUGUAUCUCGUCCUGCGCGAAAACGAUCAACCUAUCCGAUACACCGUCCCGUCGCCCAAGCAACCCGAGAAGGUCGAGAUCCUGGACGAGCCAGCAAUCAAUGUCUCGGGCUCGACGGCAAUCCAGUGCUAUGCCCCCGCGACCGGGCAGUUCCUCGGCUUCGUGAACCCGUCGACUACAAACGCCAUCGACCGAGCCGUUGAGCAGGCACAAGCCGCCCAGAAGAAGUGGGCCACCACCUCGUUCCGUGAACGCCGCGCCGUCCUCCGCUCAAUGCUCCAGCACGUUCUCGACAACCAGGACGAGAUCUGCCGCGUCGCCUGUCUCGACAGCGGGAAGACCAUGGUUGACGCGCAGCUAGGCGAGGUCUUGGUGACGGUCGAGAAGCUCCAGUGGACCAUCAAGCACGGCGAGAAAGCCCUGCGCCCUUCCCGGCGGCCGACCAACCUGCUGAUGGCUUACAAGCGCAACACGGUUCGCUACGAGCCCCUGGGUGUCGUGGCAGCUCUCGUCAGCUGGAACUACCCCUUCCACAACCUCAUCGGCCCCAUCAUCAGCGCCCUGUUCUCCGGGAACGGCAUCUUGGUCAAGGUCUCGGAGCAGACUGCCUGGAGCUCCUCCUACUUCGCCAACAUCGCCAGGGGUGCCCUCGUCGCCCACGGCCACGACCCAGCCCUGGUCCAAACCGUCGUCUGCUGGCCGCAGACGGCGAACCACAUCACGUCUCACCCGGGCAUCAGCCACAUCACCUUCAUUGGCUCUCGUCCCGUCUGCCACAAAGUCGCCGCCUCCGCCGCGAAAGCGCUCAUCCCCGUCAUCGCCGAACUCGGCGGCAAAGACGCCUCGAUCGUCCUCGACAGCGUCAGCAACCGCGACCUCCCACGCGUCACGGAGACGCUGCUGCGCGGUUCGUUCCAGGCCUCGGGGCAAAAUUGCAUCGGGAUCGAGCGCAUCAUCGCCACCCCGGCCAUCUACGAUCGCCUUGUCUCCAUCAUGGAGCCUCGCGUGCGCGCCCUCCGCCCGGGGCCCGACGCCGACGUGGGCGCCAUGAUCUCCGACAGCUCCUUCGACCGCCUCGAGGGCCUCAUUGCGGAUGCAGUCAGCAACGGCGCGCGCCUGCUCGCCGGCGGGAAACGCUUCGUCCACCCCGACCACCCCAAGGGCCACUACUUCUCCCCGACCCUCCUCGUCGACGUCACCCCGGACAUGGCCAUCGCCAACGAGGAGUGCUUCGCACCCAUCAUGGUCCUCAUGCGCGCGCCGGCGCCGACCGCAGAGGCGAUCCUCUCCGUCGCAAACGCGCCGCACUUUGGGCUGGGCAGCUCCGUGUUCGGAGCCGAGUCGGACCCGCGCAUCCCACAGAUCGUCAGCGGCAUCAAGGCCGGCAUGAUCGCCGUCAACGACUUUGGCGCCACCUACGCCGUCCAGCUGCCCUUUGGCGGCGUUUCCGGGUCCGGCUACGGCCGGUUCGCGGGCGAGGAAGGGCUCAGGGGGUUGUGCAACGUCAAGGCGGUGUGCGAGGAUCGCAUGGGGUGGCUGGGUGUCCGCACGUCGAUCCCUCCCCCCAUGCGGUACCCCGUCAAGGAUCAGGAGAGGAGCUGGCGGUUCGCGAGGGGAGUCGUGGAGGUCGGGUAUGGGUUGGACAUUGCGAGGAAGAUUGGAGGCGUCUUGGGGAUCGUGAAGAACAGUUAGAGGGCGGGCGCCUAAAGGAAGAAGGCGUUGGCGAGCUUUGUUUAUUCCAAGAGCACAAGAGUUUCAAGAAAAGGUUGAUUAAAAAGGGGGGGGGGGGUUCUCGACGGUACCUUGAUCGGGCCCCUCUCUCUCCCUACCCUAUUUUGGGCGGCUCUAUGUCGCCACCUAAAAUCUAGUAGUAAUUCAUAAUUUAUCAACACGCUUCUGAAACAAAUCAUAUCAAGCGGGCACUUAAAA